Molecule: messenger RNA, 3489 nt
Organism: Gymnodraco acuticeps
Lineage: Eukaryota; Metazoa; Chordata; Actinopteri; Perciformes; Bathydraconidae
Exons: 25
Coding region: 1-3270 (1089 amino acids)
Biological process (GO): cell surface receptor signaling pathway
Molecular function (GO): transmembrane signaling receptor activity
Source: RefSeq, a predicted model, not a curated record
AUGUGGUCUCCAGCAGUUCUGAAUUUACUUUACCGUGGACAAGCUCAAGAUGCUGUACUGACCAUUGAGCCAAACUGGACCACUUUCUUUACCGGAGAGUCUGUUACCUUCAAGUGUGACAUUACAGGAAACAAAGACAGCGACUGGGUUUACUCAAUCUACUGGAAUGAUGAAGAAUGGCUUCCUAACAACAAACAUGAGAGCUAUGAAUUAUAUUCUCUAACUCCAGGCUACAAUGGUGCAUACCACUGUUUUUUUUAUCAGAAGGGCUCAACAAAGAAAAGCAAUACAAUCUAUCUAAAUGUAUCAGACAGACCUAAGGCUGUCCUCACUGUGUCUCCAUCAUGGCCGAGUCCUGGAGCCUCAGUAACUCUGGACUGCAGCGUUGAUCAUCCUUCUGCUGGCUGGAGCUUCUACUGGUAUAAGGCUGUUCCCAAACCGUCACACAACUCCUACAAGUCCUACAAGUCCUACGACUAUGAGCUGCUACCUGGCAGCAAGAAUGGGACUGAACAGCAUCUCUUCAUCAUUGAUGGACAAACACACACAGCAGGAUAUGUGUGCAGAGCAGGAAGAGGAGAUCCAGUGUAUUACAGUGGGCGGAGUCAACCUAAGUUUGUCUGGUCUGGAGAUUUGAAUUCAGCAGCGUCUCUCACAGUGAGUCCUGACAGUGUGCAGCACUUCAGCAAAACGUCUGUGUUACUGAGCUGUGAGGGAAUCUCCACUGAGUGGAGAGUGAUGAGGUUUACGAAACCUGACUACCUUUAUCCCUGUUCUUCCUGGGGGACAAUGACUGGAUCCACAUGCACAAUAACCAGCAGCUGGGUUAGUGGAGUGUUCUGGUGUGAGUCUGAAACAGGACAGUUCAGUAAUGCAGUCAACAUCACUAAAGAUUACUAUGAAAUGAUCCUGGUGAGUCCUGUCCGUCCUGUGGCUGAGGGACGUUCUGUCACUCUUAGCUGCAAGUUCAAGACAGGAACGCUUCUUUAUAAUGUGGAUUUCUAUAAAGAUGACAAACUCAUCCAGAACGAUACCAGGAAGGAGCUGACCAUCUCUGCAGUGUCAAAGUCAGACGAAGGCUUUUAUCAAUGUAAACGGAGAGAUCCAGCAGAUGGUUGGACGUCACCAAAGAGUUGGUUCUCAGUCAAAUUAGCAGCGUCCGGGCCUGGAAAAGCCUCUCAAUUUCCCAUUCUUCUGAUCGUUGGGCUGCUUGGUGGAGUUGUACUGAUUAUUCUCCUGCUGCUGUUCCUGUAUUUAUACAGAAAGUCAAAAGAUUCAUGCUGUAUCAGAUCUCAGAGGACCAAUCAGGGCCCUGCUACAGACCACAUGAUCAACCAGGAUGAAAUUCAAAACAUGCCACAAUAUUCUACUCUCCUCCAUGGUGAUCGUUGUCUCUAUGAAACAAUAGGAGGGCCUGUAGAAGCUGGAAAUGGUGCCAGUAAUGAACCAGAAGAGAGCCUUUACUCAAAUGUGGCAGCAGGUAAUUUCCUGAUUGCUCUUCAUAUGCUGCAGUUUCAGUCUUUCUAUUUGCACAAAGUAGAAGAAUUUCUCAGAAGCAGAUUAUCAGUGCUGGAUGUGAAGAUGGGACACACUUUGCUCUGUCUACGGGGUUUUUUCUUUCUGAAUUUACUUUACCGUGGACAAGCUCAAGAUGCUGUACUGACCAUUGAGCCAAACUGGACCACUUUCUUUACCGGAGAGUCUGUUACCUUCAAGUGUGACAUUACAGGAGACAAAGGCAGCGACUGGGUUUACUCAAUCUGCUGGAAUGAUCAAGAAAGGAUUCCUUACGACAAACAUGAGAGCUAUGAAUUAUAUUCUCUAACUCCAGGCUACAAUGGUGCAUACCACUGUUUUUUUUAUCAGAAGGGCUCAACAAAGAAAAGCAAUACAAUCUAUCUAAAUGUAUCAGACAGACCUAAGGCUGUCCUCACUGUGUCUCCAUCAUGGCCGAGUCCUGGAGCCUCAGUAACUCUGGACUGCAGCGUUGAUCAUCCUUCUGCUGGCUGGAGCUUCUACUGGUAUAAGGCUGUUCCCAAACCGUCACACAACUCCUACAACUCCUACGACUCCUACGACUCCUACGACUCCUACAACUCCUACGACUAUGAGCUGCUACCUGGCAGCGAGAAUGGGACUGAACAGCAUCUCUUCAUCAUUGAUGGACAAACACACACAGCAGGAUAUGUGUGCAGAGCAGGAAGAGGAGAUCCAGUGUAUUACAGUGGGCGGAGUCAACCUAAGUUUGUCUGGUCUGGAGAUUUGAAUUCAGCAGCGUCUCUCACAGUGAGUCCUGACAGUGUGCAGCACUUCAGCAAAACGUCUGUGUCACUGAGCUGUGAGGGAAACUCCACUGAGUGGAGAGUGAGGAGGUUUAAUAAACCUGACUACCUUUAUCCCUGUUCUUCCUGGGGGACAAUGACUGGAUCCACAUGCACAAUAACCAGCAGCUGGGUUAGUGGAGUGUUCUGGUGUGAGUCUGAAACAGGACAGUUCAGUAAUGCAGUCAACAUCACUAAAUAUUACUAUGAAAUGAUCCUGGUGAGUCCUGUCCGUCCUGUGGCUGAGGGACGUUCUGUCACUCUUAGCUGCAAGUUCAAGACAGGAACGGUUCUUUAUAAUGUGGAUUUCUAUAAAGAUGACAAACUCAUCCAGAACGAUACCAGGAAGGAGCUGACCAUCUCUGCAGUGUCAAAGUCAGACGAAGGCUUUUAUCAAUGUAAACGGAGAGAUCCAGCAGAUGGUUGGACGUCACCAAAGAGUUGGUUCUCAGUCAAAUUAGCAGCGUCCGGGCCUGGAAAAGCCUCUCAAUUUCCCAUUCUUCUGAUCGUUGGGCUGCUUGGUGGAGUUGUACUGAUUAUUCUCCUGCUGCUGUUCCUGUAUUUAUACAGAAAGUCAAAAGAUUCAUGCUGUAUCAGAUCUCAGAGGACCAAUCAGAGCCCUGCUGGAGACCACAUGAUCAACCAGGACGAAACUAACGAAAGAGAAAAUGCUUCUGUUUUUCAGGAUUUCUCUUCAGAUAAUGUCUGUCUCUAUGAAACGAUCAAAGGCACUGAAGAACCUGCAAAUGAUGAAUCCAGGGAUGUGACAUAUUCUGUGGUCGAGCUCAAAAACAUUUCUAAGAAGGGGAAGAGAAAUGAACCGGAGGAUUGUGUUUACUCACAUGUGCAGAUGAGAUCAGCUGCAGGGAAGUCAAGUCCUGCAGCAGCGGAUGAAACUGUUUAUUCUGAACUCAAACCAGGAACAGCUCUUGGUAAAAUUGCAGCGUAACAUCAUAUCAAACAAUGCCUUCUGUAAGGACAAGACGAAUGGAAACAACAAACCAAAACGAAACCUUUGUUUAUUAAACCUUAUUUGCAGCUUUGCUCUCCAUUUAUCAGCGAGUAUUUUGUACAGUUCAUGUAAUAGCGGAAAAUGUGAAAUAAAUGCAUCGUAAGGCUUUAAUCUAUGUUUAUUUUUAAAAAGUAAGCUUUGUUUUGCAUCAAUCAA